Cuscuta campestris is the source of this 1490-nucleotide messenger RNA. Lineage: Eukaryota; Viridiplantae; Streptophyta; Magnoliopsida; Solanales; Convolvulaceae. The record is from the annotation of a GenBank genome assembly.
AUCAACAUGAUCACUGAAGAUGGAGAGUUUGAAGCUUGGAAUUGAGAAGUUUGAUGGAUCCAAUUUCAGAAUCUAGAAGAUGCAGAUCAAGACUAUCUGUACUAGAAAGAUCUUCAUGAAUCCUUGACCGAGGUGAAGUCGGAUUCCAUUACAGAGGAGCGCAGCAAUGGAAGCUCAUGGAUCGUCAGGCGUUGGGGAUGAUCCGGUUGACUUUGACAAAAUGUGUGGCGUUCAACACCGUGAAGGAGAAGACUACGACGGGUCUCUUGAAGGCCCUAUAAAAUAUAUACGAGAAACGAUCUGCAAUGAACAAGAUGAAAUUAAAGUGUUGAUUUUGUUGUCAUCUCUGCCCGAGUCUUGGGAUAAUGUUAUUACUGCGAUUAGCAUUUCCCGUGGAUCUAAGAAGCUGAGGUUCGAUGAAAUCCGUGAUGUUGUUCUUAGCGAAACAGAGAACAUUGGGGAUGCUCUAAUCCUUAGUGUGGACAAUCUGGUUCAAUCCUGGAUUUUGGAUUCUGGUGCAUCUUUCCAUUCGUCACCAAGCAAAGAAUUAUUCCAAAAUUUCAAAUCUGAAAAUUUUGGAAAGGUGUUUCUUGUUGAUAACAAGGCCUUGAUGAUUGAAGAGAAAUGGAAUGUCUGCAUAAAAACACCAGAAGGAAAUCACUGGACAUUAGAAGAUGUCAAAUAUAUUCCUGGUCUCAAGAAGAAUCUUAUCCCUAUUCCUCAGCUGGAUAGCACGGACUAUGCAGCAAGGUUUGGGAAAAGUUACUGGAAGAUUGGGAAAGGUGUUAUGGUUGUAGCACGAGGCACAAAAUUUGGAACUUUGUACACCACUGCAUGGUGUAUUAAUAUGGUUGCCGAUGCUGAUGGUGCUUCUGAACCUGAGGUGGAGCACGUGACACCUGAGCGGGUGUUGAGGAGAUCAUCCAGGACUAUCAGGGCACCAGAUAAGUAUUCACCUUCAUUACACUAUCUGUUGCUAACUGAUGAAGGGGAACUAGAGUCCUUUGAUGAGGCCCUACAGCACAUCAGAAAACGGUACCAUUUCACUCGCAGGGCAGUGGACGCUGGUGAUAUGAGCUUGGAGAAGAUAGAGGGUGCAAAGAACUCGGCAGACAUGUUGACGAAAUGUGCUGAUGUUAGGAAACUGAGAUUUUGCAAGACCUCGGUUGGUCUUCUGUAAUUGUUGCUACAGAUGUUGCGGUGCGGUAAAGACAUUGAUGAUGAAGAGACAUUUUUUAUUUGAGAAUGUUAUUCUUGGAUGGGUAGAUCAGUCUCCAAGUGGGAGAAUUGUUUGGUUGUGGAGCUUGAUUCGUCAAAAUAACUAAAAUCAGUCAAAGAAGUUAAAAGUCUAUCGAAAUGCCAUUUUCCAAACAUGGUCAUAAUCGAAAAGUGGCCCAGAGAUUUAUUUACGGAAAAUUCUCUAAUUUGGGAUGGAGAGGGCAUAUAUUUAACAAGUAUUCCCUUUGUCCCAAAAAACUCUUUCUAAUUUU